ACGGAAUAGAAUCGAUAACCAUUUGGAUUGAAAACAUAAGAAUACAUGUUGUUGUUGUUGUCAUAACGACCCUUGUAAUGUUGUUGAGAAUCUAUGGAUACUGGAACCCAUUUCUGACACAAAUUCACUCAGACAAGCAGCAGUUUGUAUCAGAGAGAGAUUUGACAGUGACAAUCCAAAAGUGCUCAUUGUAACAGGAGAAACAACAACUAGUCCAGCAGAGUACAACGUUGGACAACAUGGAAGUCAACCCCAGAGAGAUUGAACCGCAGAUGAAUUUCUAUCUGAGUUCACUUGAAGAACAAGUGCGGUUUGAGCUCAAGGACAGCGAGGCGAGGCUCACCCAGAGUCAAUCUGAGGGAAGAGUUCACCUGAUCGUCAGAGAGGACUUGCUGGCCGAUGUCCUCGAUCAGCUCCAACAGCAGAGAGAGGGCAGCAGUUGGAGGCGUGAGAAAGAGCUGAUGCAGAGGGAGGUGAGUGACUUAAAAGUUCAGCUGGCUGAACGUGUCCCCUCCCCCCCCAGGGAAUCAGAGUUUCUGAAAUCCCAGCUGGGGAAAAUCAGCAACAGACUCAGAAAAGCCCAGAAAGAUCUGGAACUUCAGUACUUCAUUAGUGAAGACCUGAAGGUGGAAUUGGACAAGACGAAGGCAGAGAAGGAGGCCCUUAACACUAAGGUGGAGACCCUGAAGACAGAACUUGGAAAAGAGAGACAGAUGCUCGCGGUUGGUAAGACCACCAAUGUGAUGUUGGAGAGCAAUCUGGAGAGUGAGAGGGCUCGAUCUCAGGAGCUGAAGGACAAUCUGAGCCAGAUGGAGGAAGCUCUCCAAAAACAAGAGGAGGCGACAAAGGAGGUACUGGAAAGAUCCCAGGCUUCCCACAGAGCCCAGCUGGAUGAGGCUCUGCAGAGAGCCUCAUCCCAGCUGGGAAAAAUCUCCAACAGGCUGCGAAAAGCCCUGAAAGACCUCGACCUUCAGUACUUCAUGACUGAAGACCUGAGGGUCGACUUGGAGAAGACGAAGGGAGAGAAGGAGGCACUUCAAAUUAAUGUGGAGACUCUGAAGACGGAACUUCGUCAGAAAAGACAGAUGCUCGCGGUAAGUAAGACCAACGUGGAGUUAGAGUUGGAGAGCUAUCUGGUGAUGGAGAGGGCUAGAGCUCACGAGCUGAAGGAGAAACUGAGCGAGAUGGAGGAAGCUCUCCAAAAGCAGGACGAGGGAAAGACAAUUCUGGAAAGAUCCCAGGCUUCCCUUAGAGCCCAGCUGGAGAUGCAGGACAAAGACAGCAAGGACCUCAUGGCUGCUCUGAAGGAGGCUGAGCAGCAGCUGGAGAGUCAGCUCCAGGAGUGGAAGGAGGACAAGUCAUCCCUCCUUCAGGCCUCAGAGAGACUGAAGCUGAGUCAACAGGAAAAGGAGCAGGAGUGGGAGAGGACGGAGAGCACCCUGAGGUCCCAGCUGGAAGAUCUGGAGAGCCAGAUCAUGGAAAAGCCAAAGAAGAAGAAGAGGAAGUGGUACAAAAGGCUUCUCCCUGGCAGAGGAUAACUGCUGCCCCCGGUAGCCCUGAGUUCUCAGGAGAAGAGGAGCGAGUGUGUUCUCCUCCUCAGCCGGGACAGAGCCUCUCCACGGCCAAGAUCUCGUACACGCCUCCCCGUGGCACACACGGUAACUGGUCCCUCGUGGCUCCAGGCUAAGUUGUACGGGAUCUCGGAGCAGCAGUGGGCCCCAGAGACGUGGCAUGCAGGCCCAUCGGUGAGUGGAAACACCCUGAUGCCCGUCAACCACUGUCCCAGUUAUGGGUAAAUAGCCCCAGUUAUGGGUAAAUAGCCCCAGUUAUGGGUAAAU
Perca flavescens (yellow perch) is the source of this 1838-nucleotide messenger RNA. RefSeq lists its product as uncharacterized. The coding region runs from base 240 to 1538 and encodes 432 amino acids. The transcript has 2 exons. The record is from RefSeq and is a predicted model, not a curated record. Lineage: Eukaryota; Metazoa; Chordata; Actinopteri; Perciformes; Percidae.